Limanda limanda (common dab) is the source of this 2450-nucleotide messenger RNA. RefSeq names its product carboxypeptidase N subunit 2. The transcript is spliced from 2 exons. Bases 216 to 1775 code for a protein of 519 amino acids. Gene Ontology annotation, molecular function: protein binding. The record is from RefSeq and is a predicted model, not a curated record. Lineage: Eukaryota; Metazoa; Chordata; Actinopteri; Pleuronectiformes; Pleuronectidae.
UGUACUAUUCUUCUCUGUGAAACAGAUUCCAUGAUUUGCACUUUCGUCUACGUUGUGUUUGCAGAUGAGACAGUGGCCGAUCUGGAAACUGACCAAAGGUUUUGUCUUGCCUCACUCUGGCUUGUUGACGUUUGCACUUUGUGUUAGUGCGCCCCCGGGGAUCCACGAGGAGAUCUGAUUCAGGGCUGCAUGCUCCUGAAAACACACAGUGGAAAAUGGACAAACCCUUGUCUCUGACUCUGCUCCUGAUGCUGCUUCUCUGUCCCAAAAGCAACACGGAGUCACAGACCUCAUGUCCAUACAGGUGCCAGUGUUUCACUCCGCUCCAGGUUCUGUGCGCAGACGAACGGAUGACAUCUUUGCCCAAGGACAUGUCCAAGCAGGUCAAGGAAUUUAUUGUAAUGACAUCAGCUGUGGCAUACCUGCUCCCUCACACUUUAAAGGAGAGCCCCCAACUCACCGAGCUGGUCUUCUUGAACAACGCACUGCGGAGCAUUCACGCUCAGGCUUUCGAGAAUCUGACUCAGCUGCAGGAGCUGGAGAUCAGUGGAAACCCCUGGCUGGAGAAUUUAUUUAUGGGGACUUUUUCCCGGCAGAAAAACUUGACGAAACUGCUGCUCAACUUCAACAGAUUGAAGACGGUGCUCCCCGGCAUGUUUGACUCCCUGAGACAGAUAGCAACUCUGCAGAUGAAGGGAAACAUCAUAUCCCAUCUGCCCAUGUUUCUUUUCCUGAACCUCAACAACCUCCUCGUCCUGGACUUGUCACAGAAUAAACUUGAAGAGGUGAAAAGAGAAACAUUUUUUGGUCUCACCCGCCUGGAGAUCCUGAAAGUUAACAACAACCUAAUUAGCAAUCUUACAAGUGACACAUUCCUGAAUAUUUCCCAGCUGGCAGAGCUUCACUUGGAAGGGAAUAAGAUAUCAGAGCUCACUGACGACAUCUUCUCCGUGUUGACACAGCUAAAUGUACUGAACCUCCGUGGAAACCUUCUUACAACCUUCAGUCAGAAGGUGUUUGGAUUCAACGUCUCAAAUUUGAGGGAGCUGAACCUCAAAGGAAACAGACUGACGGAGCUGUCCUCUCUCAGCCGUCUGACAUCUCUCACCGACCUCGUCUUGUCGUCUAACCAGCUCUCCAGCCUUCCUGAGGACAUGUUUAGAAAUCUCACACUGCUGGAGAAUCUGGAUCUCUCUGAAAACCAGCUCUCGUUGCUGCCUGAACUAAUCUUCUAUAAUCUCUCCGGUAUCACAUCAAUCCACCUCCACAAGAACAAUCUGAGGAAGUUAGAACCCAAACUGUUCAACCACCAGUGGCUCAUGCAGCGACUCUACUUGUCUGACAACCAGCUGGAGACACUCCCGCCUGGCCUCUUCGACCUCUUUAUCGUGGAGCACACGGUUAGGCUUCACGGAAACCCUUGGAGAUGUGACUGCCACAUGUGGUACCUGCACGACUGGGUGCUGAGGAACAACAAUAUCAUACAGAGGCAGGACAGCGUGCUUUGCAACAGCCCCGACUUUUUGAGACAGCGUGUGGUCGCCUCCGUGGACAGAGACCAGCUGGUGUGUCGGGUGUCUGCAGAUGAGAUGCCUUAUUUCAGGAGCUGUACCAUCCAAGCAUUCAAUGACGCCAUGAUCGUCAAAUGUAAAGUGGAUAAAUGUUCGCCCAUGACGGUGAAGGUGCAGUUUCAGGAGGACGACGGCAACAUAAAGGAGCAUGUAUUGAAAAAUGAACAUUCUGAAUGCAGCAAUGGCACAGGGAUCGAAGAUUGACUCAUGAUCCUGGUUUAUUAAAUCUUCUGUGUGAAAAUACUGUCCUAAUGCAUCUGUUGUUUCUUUAUUUGAAGACUCUCAUUAUAUGAACCGACUGUUAGAGUCAACACUGUAAACAAACCAGCUGAUAACCAGUGAGAUGUAUGCUGCUGAGUGAUAAGAGAGGUGGAUGAACCCUUUCGUGGUAAAGUUCAAAGUUCAACUCACUACUUUGGAACAUCCUGUCACUUCUAAAAGAAUUUAAAGAAAUGUGUCAAUCAUCUGCCAACGUGGGUUUUGAAUGUGGUGUGGGUCUGAUCUGCAAACCUGCAAAAGAUCUUUAUGUUAAACACUGACAGCAUUCAAUCUUCACCGGUUUUUCUAGAAAAAAAGAGCAAAUCUUUUGCAGUUAAAAAGGUUGAAACAUCUGUUCACAUUACAGAUCAAAAAAAUAUAAUACUUUCCUCACAUAGACAUUUAAUAAUGUUUUUUUUAAAUCAUGCAAAUUGACGUCAGUGUAUGAUCAAAACACGAAAAAGAUAGGAUUGCUGAUGUGGUGAGUAAUGUACCUAUGGUGCUCUUCAGUUUGGGGAUCCCAAAAAUCUGACGCACUCGAUAAAACAGUCAGUUAAACACGUGUAAUAUCUCAUGACUAUUGUAUCAUAUCAACAGUAAAGGUUUAAAUGGGAAACUUGA